Messenger RNA from Durusdinium trenchii, 1083 nucleotides. The record is from the annotation of a GenBank genome assembly. Lineage: Eukaryota; Dinophyceae; Suessiales; Symbiodiniaceae.
AUGGAGAACCGCGCGCUCAAGACCCGUGGUCUUUCUCCGUACCUCAUUUUAGCAGCAGCUUCAGUGGCCCUUUUUAAGGCAAUUUUGCAAGGUGAGCUGGACACCUGCGACUCUUUGCCCCGACUGGUGAAUCUCAGCAGUGUCGCCAAGGACGCAGAGGCUCAGGUCGAGAAACUGACCUCGGAAGACGUCCAUUUGUUAGAAGCUGAAGCUGUACUGGGCAAAGCCCUAAAACGCCUGGAGCAAGGUGGCAGACAGCAGGCCUUAGCAGCCCAGGAGCUCAGAGAGAGCGCUGUGUACAAGGAGGUGGUGCGGUAUUCUGAGCUCUUUGAUUCUGCAAGGGCGACGCUGCAACCAACCAGGUUCAAUAGUGUUUGGUCUCGGCCUGAUGCUGAGUUCUUUGUUCGGUCUCCACCUGGCUCCACCUGGUUUGAAUACAAGGUCGUUGCACAGAUCGAGCAGAACCUUGUGAAUUGCAUGGCCCCUUUGCAGGAGAGGGAGCUCAUCCUGAAGUACCAGCCUGUUUUCGUGGAGCCUCACCGGGAUCUCAUCAAACCGACACCACAUCACGGCGUGGUGCGAACUUUGGCCCGGAUCCUGGGAUUCUACAUUGAGACGGUCUUUGAACUCGUGCGAGUGUCCAACAAAGAGUUCGGCUUUUUGGUGGAGGUUGCCAAGAGUGAUUUCCCCAUCAAGAACAGCCUCAAGCUCCCCAAAAGGCGCUUGUUGAGCAAGCGAAUUCAAGUGGACACCAAGAAUCUGUGGCUUCCAGUGGGCGGUGGCAAAACUGGGACGAUCGUGGUUUCAGUGAGCCGCGUCCAGGUUGGCGUCCCCAUCCCAUCCAGCGCCUUGCGCUUUUUAGCCAACAGCUUCACCAAGAGCAUCCUGGGCAACAUCAAGCGGGGAUGCGCCCUGAGCUCCGACGAGUCCAGCCCCUGGCACAAACGCAUCAAGCGUGAUGCAGAUGGCUUUUACCAUGAGCUGGCUACUGUGGAGGACGCCGCUCGGAAGCGGAGGAGCAUUUCCAUCUCACAGCUGCCGAGUGAAGCAAUCUUCGAUCGGCCAUGGGGCCUCUCCAAGUAA